Molecule: messenger RNA, 1380 nt
Organism: Dendrobium catenatum
Lineage: Eukaryota; Viridiplantae; Streptophyta; Magnoliopsida; Asparagales; Orchidaceae
Product: transmembrane protein 45B-like
Exons: 1
Coding region: 232-1152 (306 amino acids)
Source: RefSeq, a predicted model, not a curated record
GUCAAUGUUCUUUUUUUCUUCUAGGAACACUCUAGAGAGAAUCUGGACCAUCUGCUUCUCCUCCUCCCCUUCAUUUCCUCAACAACCCUUAGUUCCUCUUUCCCUCCAUUCUCCUCUUUAAAUCCCAAACACCUCAGUCUCCCUUGCGAGCCUCGCAACUUUCCGAAACCCUAAAUUAACACAAGACCCUAUUCUCCAUUCCUUCUGCUUCAGUCACCUUAAACUCAAUCCAUGGGAACCUUAAUUGGCCAUGUCGCCCCCGGCUUCGGCUUCCUGCUUAUCGGCCUAUGGCAUCUCUUCAACCACAUCAAACUCUUCUCCCUCCAUCCCAAAUCCUACCGCUCCCUCCCCUGGUUCCCCUUCCCCAAGCUCCGCCACCUCGAGCUCCUCCUGAUUGCCAUCGGCUCCUGCAUCUCCAUCGCCAUGGAACUCUUCAUCGGCCCUGAAAGCCAUCAACCCCUCGACCACGAUCACACCAUCCCCUCCAACCAUCUCCACAACUUCGAACACGCUUCCAUCUCCCUCACCUUCCUCCUCUACUCCGCCUUCGCCGUAAUCUUCGACUUGGCCCGACCCGCCCGCCCGGCCGCCGAGCCCCUCACAAUCCUCACCGCCUCCGCCGCCUUCGCUCAGCAGCUUUUCCUUUUCCACCUCCAUUCCUCGGACCACAUGGGGGUCGAAGGACAAUACCAUUCGCUCCUACAGCUCGUCAUCGCCGUCUCACUUAUCACAACAAUCAUGGGAAUCAGCCACCCCCGCAGCUUCGCGGUAGGGUUCACCAGAUCGACGAGUAUUGCUUUGCAGGGGAUUUGGUUUGUGGUGAUGGGAUACGCGUUGUGGACGCCGGGGCUGAUUCCGAAAGGCUGUUUCAUGAAUCAAGAGGAAGGACACACGGUGGUUCGAUGCAGGAGCGAGGAAGCUCUUCAACGAGCUAAAUCCUUGGUGAAUAUUGAAUUCAGUUGGAUUCUUGCCGCCGUCGUCGCUUCUUCGUUGCUGUUUUAUCUUGUUUUUAGCCGGAGAUAUGCGGUAGAGGCGGAAUAUUUGAAGGCCGGAGGGGAAGACGAUGAAUCGGAGGAUUUUGAUUUGGAGUCGGAGAAGCGGAGCUUUGUCAGUCUGGAAAGGGAGAUGAGGAACAUUGACCUUGAGAGGUAAAAACAGGGCUUAGGGUUUUUCGAUUAAGUUUGAUUGACUAGUUUUUAAUUUUACAUAAUUUUUCUUCUUUGUUUAUUGGUACUACUAAAAUGUGGAUGCCUUUGAGUACUUUUUUUUUUUUUACAAAUGAGUCGGUUGUAAUUUCAUGUAAAGAUGAUGAUUGGAAUGUAAAAGUUGUCUUUCCUUAGUUUUCCUUCGUAAUAAAGUUUGUAAUUAUGUGCAUGCGGA